Messenger RNA from Hirundo rustica (Barn swallow), 2400 nucleotides. It is a transcript of the gene WASHC3, whose product is annotated as WASH complex subunit 3. The record is from RefSeq and is a predicted model, not a curated record. Gene Ontology annotation, biological process: actin filament polymerization; exocytosis. NCBI's taxonomy places the organism in Eukaryota, Metazoa, Chordata, Aves, Passeriformes, Hirundinidae. Bases 67 to 672 code for a protein of 201 amino acids. The transcript has 7 exons. Gene Ontology annotation, cellular component: WASH complex.
CCGAGCGGGGCCGAGGCUGCCGAGCGGGGCCGAGGCUGCCGAGCGGGGCCGCCCCGGCCCGCGGGCAUGGACGAGGACGGGCUGCCCAUCGUGGGCUCCGGCAUUGACCUCACCAAGGUUCCUGCUAUUCAGCAGAAAAGAACUGUAGCAUUUCUAAACCAGUUUGUGGUACACACAGUGCAGUUUCUCAACCGCUUUUCUACUGUUUGUGAAGAGAAAUUGUCAGCGCUCUCUCUCCGUAUCCAACAAAUUGAAACCACGCUCAAUAUUCUGGAUGCAAAGUUAUCCUCAAUUCCUGGCCUAGAAGAUGUCAAAUUUGAAGUGUCCAGUGCAAAUGUGAACGGUGUUACAAAUGGUCCCGUGGCACAGGCUGCUGCAGAUCAACAGACAGCUGGAUCACCUCAUUCUGGACAGAACAAUACACAAGAAGAAGGGUUACAGAAAACGGAGGUAGUAACAGAAAAUGUCACAACUGUGGCCAAGGACCCAAGAUAUGCCAGAUAUCUCAAAAUGGUACAAGUGGGUGUUCCUGUAAUGGCAAUACGAAACAAAAUGAUUUCUGAGGGGCUAAAUCCAGAUCUUCUUGAGACCCCAGAUGCCCCUGUUCCUGCCUGGGGAGAUGAUGGCAAAGCAGAAGACAGUUCUGAUAGUGAAUCUUCAUUCAGUGACUGAAGAGAUUGAUUCCAGCCUUUGGAAACCUUUGCUAAGUGCUCAUGUGUUUGGAGUUUGGCAGACAGUAGUUUUGUGUGCAUCACAGGGUGACUUGGUUUAUCUGAUGGCAUUUCAAAGAACUAAGAUCCUCCAUGUUCUCUUCUGGAAAGUUUGAACAGGCAGCCUGUUUCAACCUGAACCCUUUUCCCAUGAAAAUGAAUCAUGAGAUCCUUGCAGUUUUUAUGCUGCAUCAUGUCAGAUUUGUUUCUGAUUCCGCUGAAAUUACUUUGUAGAGAUCUAAGAAUUCCACACCUCUGAACCUCCAUGUCUCUAAAACUCCAUUCUGGUCAUUGUUAGAUUUUCUGUGUAACACAUUUAACCUGCGUUGCCUUCUUUCUGCCCCAUAAUUUAAAGGUAAAUUAAUUUUGGAAAAUGAAAGUAUUUCAUUCAUGAACUGUACUUUUUUAUCAAUAUCCUGUAUCUGCAGUGAUGCAACGAAAAUUACAUACAUCAGCUCUCUUAUGGUGAUUGCAAAUUAAUGAUACUCAGAUUUGAGAAAAACUAAAGCACACAAAAUAUAAAUAUAUAUUAAAAAUAUAUUAAUUUAAAAUUAAAAAUAUCUUAAAAUUUAAAAAUAUAUUAAAACCCAUUUUGAAUCUAUUUUCAAAGCAUAUACUGCUAUUCACUGCCACAUUCGAGUCUGUAUGAAGCUGAUAAAGGAACUCCUUGAUUUAUCCAAUUCAGGUUGUGGUGUUGUAGAAAGGUACAAACAUGGCAAGGUUGGUUUGAAAAUGACAUUGGGAAAAAAGGAAGGGACUGGGAGAUUAUUAAUGGAAUCUCACUACUUGUUCACUGUUAUGUGGGGCAGUUGAAAUAAAUUUCUGACUUCAUUUGCCAUACUAGAAAGAGGCUGUGGCUGAGCAGUUUGCUUAGGAUGAGAAAUCACCUCCAACUUGGUGCCUUUGCUGAUAAUUUCAGCAAAAAAGCUAAAAUUCAGUUUUUAUAAGGAUAAAUCUACCUUAGCACCUCUUGAGGCAUGCAGUAAGGAACAAUAUAAAGAAAUGCCUUAUGUACCCUGAAGAUUCCCCUCAAAAUUACUUGAUGUACUCCAUGACUCAAAAAUGAUGUUUCAUUAAGAAUCUUCUUUAAUACAAUUUGUUCCACAUGAAAUCCUUCACAAUCUGUUUGAAUUCCCCAGAUUGUUGUGAUGAUACUGGAAUGCUGUGUGCCAAGCUGUCAUUAACUUCCUGGUAUUUCACAUUCUUGCUGUGACUAAGAGAAGACUAAAACUGAAGCUCCAAGUAAAGUUUGUUAGCCUUUAUAACUGAGUCAAUACCUUCUGUCUUAGUUAUUUGUGCCACUUCAGUAGGUUACCUGCUUUUUUUUUUUUUUUUUUUUUUUUGUAACUUAAGCAUGGUUCACAUUUAAGCCUAGCAGAUAUAUUUAUGCUCUCCAUAACCUGUAAAUCAGAGUAAUGCCUGAAUCCCUACAAAAGCAUAUAUGCACUAGAGAAUGUCUAGAGAUGGCAUUUCAGUGAUGCGUUAAUUACUGUUGAACACUUAAAAUGUACUUAAUAGUUAACACUUGGUAAAACAUGAAAAUUAUUAACAUAUUAGCAAUAAGUAUUUCUAAUGUAAAUGUGAUAAUGGUAUUUCAGAAUGUAUAUAUUGAAACACUCAUUUUUAAAAUCUAUAUUUGAAAACUCAUUUAAGCAAUCUGUAUAAUAAAAGGUAUACUUUGUAAACCAAA